AUCGCAGAGGGUGGUAGUAAAAUGAUGAAGAGGAAACAUAGCUGACGCUCUCAGCCACAACAGGGUUGUUGCCAACUGUAAAAAAAUUGAGAGUGGGAUUUCCUCUCAUAUUUUGUCACGUAUAAUGAGUCGAUUACGCCCCUCCACACAGGCUGUACAUGACAAACAAAUGCCGGUGUUAUGUCAUAGUAUAGUGCCUCCUAAAUGUCACAGGAUUUUGGACUUUCUAACUUUUGUGUAAAAAGUUAUUUAUCAUGUACACACAGACACUUCUGUUUCCCUAAAUAGUAAAUUGCAGUUGAUACAGAUUUCACUUUCUCUGUUGUUUGACUCAGUAAAUAAAUGACAGUGGAGAAUUUAUGGGGGAAUUUCUCCAGUGACUGGGGGAGUUUCCAUUACAGAAGAGGUGGAGUCAACGCUGAAGGGGUUUGAUCUGUGAGUACUUGUAGUUAUGAAAAAGUAGCAUCAGUGUGUGGGUAGAGAAGCAAACUUAGUGAUUCUUAUAGUUGUGUAAAUGUGAACUGAAAUUGGAGCAACUUCACGUCCUUCUACUAACAGUGUUUUGUCUGAAAGAGGAGGAGAGAUGAAGUUUCUUGAGCUGGGAGACUCCACCAGUCGCUUCAGGUCUGCUCAGUCCUGGUUGGGAUUAACAGGUUGCCUCUGUGUGUGUUACGCUGUCUGUACACCCUUCUGGCUCAAAGAUAAGGGACUGUGGGCUGAGUGGAAUGACAGCAAAAGUGAUGAGACAAAUAAUGAAGGUGAUACUGUUUUCAGUGUUCUGGAAGCAGAGAGAGUAUUUGGAGUCGUUUCCUUCUUGAUGGCAUUGGCCACUGGUGCUCUGUGCCUGGUGAUCGCCCUCUGCUGGACAUCUGAGACGGUGCGCUCCUACUCCAACACUCGCUCUCUCCUCAUUGCAGGACAGGCUCUCUACCCCACCACCCUGCUGCUGCUCACCAUGGGCUCCACAGGUUUCUUCUUCCUCCUCAGCUGGUCUUUUUUCACCCAUCAGCACCUGGAGGAAAUUCGCCAGGACUUUUCCAGCCUCGGUUCCUCCUACUGGCUGGGGGCUUUAGGCUGGGCUCUACUAUUGGUUGUGGAGACUAUUGUCUUUAUUGCUGAACAAGUGGUUGUGCCAGACAUCUUACCUGACUUAGAGAGGGCAGUGGAGUCAUGGAGGAUAGCUUCUCAACGUGAGAAUGCUAAACGCUCCUACAGCAUGGGCUAUCAACCUGCUGUCUACAAAAGCAAGCUGGCUCUAAAGAGGGUUUUAUCAGCACCAUGAAUGGAGCUCCUAAACAAGAUUAUGAAGGAGAAAAUGAACACACAGAGGCUCCUUUUGGUUAAUUUUGUUUUUGAAAACGACUGAGCAUCUCUGAACCCUGAAGAUAAGUGGGACUGAACUCCCCAACCUCCUACAGGGCUAAUUACAGUUGUCCUCCAGUUUGCUUUCAACAUGAACUGAAAUAAAAAGAAAAAAAAACCAAAAGGUUCAACAAGACUGACUGAAAAACUGGAAACCAAAUGUAAGACUGAGAAGUGCUGAUAAAUAUUUUCUCAGUUUUGCUCCUCAGAAAGGAACAGAUCCAGAGGUGGAGGCUUCAA
Messenger RNA from Melanotaenia boesemani (Boeseman's rainbowfish), 1602 nucleotides. RefSeq lists its product as uncharacterized. The record is from RefSeq and is a predicted model, not a curated record. NCBI's taxonomy places the organism in Eukaryota, Metazoa, Chordata, Actinopteri, Atheriniformes, Melanotaeniidae. The transcript has 4 exons. Bases 584 to 1282 code for a protein of 232 amino acids.